Messenger RNA from Osmia bicornis bicornis, 2547 nucleotides. RefSeq lists its product as uncharacterized. Lineage: Eukaryota; Metazoa; Arthropoda; Insecta; Hymenoptera; Megachilidae. Gene Ontology annotation, molecular function: aspartic-type endopeptidase activity. Gene Ontology annotation, biological process: proteolysis. The transcript is spliced from 3 exons. The record is from RefSeq and is a predicted model, not a curated record. The coding region runs from base 1 to 2547 and encodes 848 amino acids.
AUGCCGAAAUCGCGAGAUCCGUCUCCGGCCUCGAAACCGGAAGACACGCCUGCGGCCAUGACGGCAACCGAACCCGAUCCAGACCACGCAGCGGAAGCGACCACGCAGCCAUUGCAGGCCGCUCGUCCACGCACGCCGACCACGCUUCAACUCCCUGAAGAGACCACGCAGGCCACUCGAACACGCUCGCCCACGCGCCUGACCUCUGAUCUCCAGGUGCGUUCUCGUGUCCAGGAGGAACGUCUAGAUACACUCCUGGCCAUGGUGGAGGACCUGCAGGUGACCCUCAACAAGGCCCCUGAAGAAGCCGCGCCCGAAGAGCCGGAGCUCAUACGCACCACGAUCUUGGAGAUUCACGUUGAUUUCCAGCGCGAACACGCUGCCCUCUCGAAGGUCUGGCCGUCCACGCAACUCGACCACGCUUACUUCAAGGAGAAGGUCUCCUCCAAUGAAGCUCGUGUCGUGCUGUCAGCGCGCAAGCUGUUGGCGCAACUCGAACAAAAAAUAAAGCAGAACGCGCAGCCCACGCAGACGACGACGGCCUCGACGACUGACGCGCCCACGCAGUCCUCGGCAAGCCGAUCACGCCUCCCCGAGAUCGCGCUCCCGAAGUUCGAGGGAGACUACAGUAAAUGGGCAGAAUUCAAGGCCCAUUUCGCUUCUGUUAUCAGCGAACGCGCUGACCUCGCCGCACACGAUAAGUUUUUGUACUUAAAGGGAGCUGUUACUGGCCUCGCGGCUAACUUGAUUAGCCACCUUCCUACCACCGAUGGCGCCCUGGAGCAGGCGUGGCAACUGCUCGACGGCCGCUAUGACAACAAGCGGCUAAACGUGCAGUCGCACAUGGACCGGCUUGCCAACCUCAAGCCGAUGAAAAUGCGCAAGGCGGCCUCGCUCCUGAAGAUGGUGAACAUCAUCCAGGAGACGCAGCAGGCGCUACGGUCGUUCGGGUUGGAGGAUGCCCACAAUUGUUUCUUGCUCACCAUGCUCGUGAGACUGCUCGACGCGGACACGCGCGAGCAUUGGGAGUCAUCGCUCGCCACGACGAAGGACUAUCCGACGCUCGAACAGCUGACCACGUUUCUGCUCGCACGCGCACGCACGCUAGAACAGCUGGAGCAGCUGAGCACUGCUCGGGCCGUACAGCCCACUCCGACCACGACAUCCAGAACCACGCAGCCUUCGCAGCAACGCUCCACUCCAGCACGAGCCGCAGUCCACGCAGGAACCGCUCGACCAGCUACAUCAGCCCACGCAGCACCCGCAGCCAACGCCAAGUCCACGCAGUCCGCACUCUACCCGUGCGCUUUCUGCCAGAAGGAUCACUUCCUGUCAGCGUGCCCACCGUUCAGAGCACUGACCCCGCACGACCGCGCCAACGUGGUCAAGGCCCACGCACUGUGCGUGAACUGUCUCGGCCACCAUAACCUGCGCAGCUGCCGAACACGGCAACGGUGCAAGAUCUGCGACGAGAUCCACCACACCAUGCUGCAUGGGGCCGACAUCAGCAAGGUGCUGGUACCUGGCCUUCCACCAACAGCAUCGUCGCAGGCCACGCCCACGCCGGCUCCAGCAGCCACCACGCAGACCACGCCAACCACUUCAACGACCACGCAUUCAAGUGACGGUGCAGUCGUCAACGCAUCCGCAGCUAUCGCAGCCCACGCACACAGAAAUCGUUCAGCCCACGCAACCAGUACACGCAGACCACGGACCACGCUUUUAGCAACGGCACUCGCAAGAGUGCACACUGACCUCGCAGUGCAGCAAGUAAGAAUACUCAUUGAUUCAGGCUCUGAAGUCUCGUUGAUUUCAGAGUCAUUAGUCACGCAGCUCAGAUUCAGAAGACAACGCUCCACGUUGGAUGUCCACGGAGUUGGUGGAGCAAGGACCUCGCAGACGAAUGGAGUGGUCAAUAUUACCCUCCAUUCAAAUUACAGACCACUCUCAGUCACCAUUCAAGCACACGUGCUGACGAAGGUGACCACUUGCUUACCAUCCGAACCACCAGCUCGUCCAACGCUGCCAUCGCAUCUGGAGAAAUUGAAUCUAGCAGAUCCGCAAUUUCUCGUCUCCAGACCGGUGGACAUUAUUCUCGGAGCCGACGCAUACGGGACCUCUCAUCAGGUGACGGUCAGUAACACCGAUUGCCAGUUGGGUGAGUUACUCAGCCGCUUCUGGACGCAGGAAGAGCCACCACAGGACACGACACCCUUGCUCACACAAGAAGAGCAAGAGUGCGAAGAUCAUUUCCAGACCACGUAUUCUCGAGACUCCUCUGGAAGAUACAUCGUGCGAUUGCCGCUCAAGCUUCAUCCACGAGCACUUGGCAAUUCUUACCAGACGGCGCACCAUUGUCUUCAGAGGACACUCCGAAGAUUCAGCAAGGACGCUCAGUACAAACAGCUGUACACCAAGUUCAUGCUCGAAUAUGAGCAGCUUGGCCACAUGAUUCAAACAUCUGUUUGCAACCGACAUCACGAAGAUGUAUCGCCAAAUCAAGGUGCAUCCGGAGGACUGGAGCUUGCAGCAGAUACUCUGGCUUGA